Molecule: messenger RNA, 2770 nt
Organism: Trichogramma pretiosum
Lineage: Eukaryota; Metazoa; Arthropoda; Insecta; Hymenoptera; Trichogrammatidae
Product: signal transducer and activator of transcription C-like
Exons: 5
Coding region: 119-1504 (461 amino acids)
Cellular component (GO): chitin-based extracellular matrix
Molecular function (GO): structural constituent of chitin-based larval cuticle
Source: RefSeq, a predicted model, not a curated record
UCCUCGUGUGCGCCAGUCCGCACCGCACAAGCAAGUGAAUUUACACGCGUACCGUAAUCAGACUGUGCGACGAGUAUUUAAAUAAACAACGGGAUUUUGUGACAAGCUGCGCAUCAACAUGUUGCCUCCACGUCUCGACCUUUGCCUCAUAUUGAUAUGCAUCUUGGGCUCUGCUCUGGGUCAAUACAGCAGCAGCAGCGAGGAGGCUGGCUUACCGAAAAAGUCGCCGGCUAUACGACGAUACAAAUCGCAGCCGCCACAGCACCAGUCGAAUUCGCGAUUUAGCAACAGUGCCCCGCAGACGUCAGUAGCGAAUCAGCGAUUCCGACGCCCGAUAACGGUCAACAAAGCUCGGCCAACGUCGGAACCGAUUCCCGAGCUGCCCGUGUUCACGUCGGGUAUCAGAGGCUCCCAUCCACCCCGGCUGACGCCGAUCUCGGUGUCGACCUCGCCGGUGCCGCUGUCCAGCUACGAGCAGAACGACGAGGCGGCCUCGCUACCGAUCCAAACUAUCCAGCAGCCGCACUUGGUUCACGCCCAGUCGAUACACUCGCCCCAGGCAGCCUCGGCCUUCAACGAGCUCAAGCCCGUCAACGAGGAGCACGACAAGGACGAGGACGUCGUCCAGGUGAUCGCGAACCUCGGGGCCGUGUCCGGCAACGCCUUCACUGGAAAUCUCCUCAGCCCGACGAUAGCCUCGCCGACGCCGACUUUGACCGCUUACCUACAGGCGCAACACCAGCAGCAAGUGCAACAGUUGCAGCAGCAGCAGCAGCAUAACCAACAUCCGCAGCAGUCCUUGCCCCCGGCACCGCAGUACCGACCCAUUCAGAGGCCUCAGCCUCAGAGUACGCCAGUCGAACCGCAGAUUCAUCAAAUCAUAACACCUGUUCAGUACAAGCCGCAAAAACCGAUAAGAUUGCAAAAACAACCACAACAGCAACAACAGCACCACCACCAAGUGCAGCAGCAGCAACACCGAGAGCACCAGCAUCAUCACCAGCAACAGCCACAGCAGCAACAGCUGACGUCGAGAAACGAGUACGACUUCAAUGAGAACAGCCGACCGGUGAUAAGCAAGCCGAGGCCCACUGCUGUACCGAAAAAGUCCAAGCCACAGGAGUACUACGGCGAAGGUGGAAGAACUAAAAAGCCCGUGGCACAGGUGAUACGCCGCUACAACGAGGAGCGGCCCGACGGCACGAUCGUCUGGGGCUUCGAGAACGACGACGGCUCGUUCAAGGAGGAGAUGAUUGGCAUCGACUGCAUCACCCGCGGCAAGUACGGCUACGUCGACCCGGACGGCCUCAGGCGCGAGUACACCUACGAGACGGGCAUCAAGUGCGAUGACGAGUCCCAGCAGCAGCAGCAGGAUCAGGACAUCCUCAACACGUUCGUUGAUUAUCAGGAGAAUAAGCUCGUCUUGCCUAACGGUAGGACCAUCGAUCUCAGCAGUAUGGGCAAGAAACAAUCGAGAAGACCACAGCCGCUCUAUAGAAAUUAGAUGUAGCGUUAUUAAUAAUUCACUUGCGCCUUUGUACAAAAGAAUGUCGUCAAUUUUCGCCGAGGCAAAACACCGUUAAUUACUGCACAUUCUUUAAGCAUUGUAACUAUUAAACAUCGAAAAUUCUAAUUCUCAACUUGGCUUGAAUACUUUAACUAUUUGAAUUGGGCGUCCUCGAAGUAUACAUCAUUCGCAAUUACUGCAGCACCCCCAAGUAAAGGGUGAAACUAAGGAAUUACAGAAAUUUGUUUCAUUAUUCUUAGCAUUACAUAAUUUUUAGAUAUUAUUAUAAAUGUUAAUUAAUUUAUGGUUAGCUGAGUAUAUAGCCGAUUUUCUGUCAACUCAACGGGUCAAAUUUUUUUUGUGUAUCCGAUACGAUGGAUAUAUUGUUUGACAUUUAAAAAUGUCCCAGAAUUUGGAUAAAAUUUUGCGACCGCUUAUUGUCUUCUUUGAGAGGCCCAAGUUGGAAUUUUAUGGAAAUUCACGAUUAUCACAAGUAUUAAAAUAAUUUCUAGCUUCGUAUAUAUAUAUAUAAAGUGACUUAAACGAAAAAGUACAUGAGAGCUUUUUGUUUUCAAAAGCAGAAAAUAGCCCUUUCCGAAUUUUUUUCCACUUUUUUACAUUUUUCCGUUAUUUAUUACAGAAAUUCAUGAGACAGUAUGAGAUAUUGAAAAAUAUUAGACUUGAAAAAGCUCUGUAAAUCUUUUCGAAGAUGAAAGUCCGGAUCACACUAUAUUAAGUUGUGAUUUUUGUGUUUCUUCUUAUGGUACAAGCCUCUAGAGUAAUCAGAUAACUUUAACAUAGUGUCUUUUUUAAAGUUUCAGCAUUUUUCAAAAAAAUUCCUAUAUAUUAAUUCGUUUAAGUCGCUCCAUACUGAGCCAGGAAUUAUUUUAAUCUUUGCGAUAAUCGUGAAUAUUGGAAAAAAUACAACUUUACGCCUCUCAAGAAAAGGUAAUGAACAAUCCCAAAAACUCUACUAAAAUUCCGGGACAUUUCUGACAUCGAAAACAACAAGUUUUUCAUAUUUGUAGAAAAGCGUCAGCUUAAGUUUACAGAGAAUCAUUCAUAUUUAUUAGUGUGAAUUUUAUUUAUUUAUCUUUUUUUAUAUCAUUAAAAUAUUACUGUAAAUGCUCCAUUAAUUAAACUUAAUUAUACAUCAAUGCUACAAGACUGCCGUUUUACAAAUAAACUGUUCAGCAAUCGAGUACGUGUACAAAGAAUUUUCAAAAUCUAUUGCAUGACUUAUAGUUUGUAAAAAAAUUAAUA